UAUAAAUUGAUAUUGCAACGUAUCAGUCAGUGCUACGUAGAGGUAGAUGAAGAUUAGUGAAGUUAAAACCACGAGACAGAAAACAAUAAAUGAAUUAGAACCAUGAACUUUGUUCGUCUGAGUCGUUUGUGUGACGUAUUAAACCAGGAUAUUCCUUCGUGUCUGUGCUACCCGGUUAACUCGGUACUAUCAACUCUCGUCGUCCACCACUUAUGUUUGCUGCUGGAGCCUAUUUUUCCUAAGAUAUAGGCCUAAUAGCUGCAAUCGUAAUAAGAGAGUAAUAACUAACAAGAUGAAUUCAGCAGAUUCAACGGACGAUUCGCAUUACGAUUUGACUUCAGACGCCUUCAAACAUGAUCACUCAAUUGACCCAAAAUUCGACUUAAUUUCUCGGUGUUUUGAUUACCAAUUCAGACUGUCUCGAUCAGCAAUAAUUAAUAAAUGAAAAGAGUGCCUCGCUAAUGUUAUAUAAUGGACGCCUCACUUCUCAGCACUCGACCAAAUAUGCCUCCUAUCACCAGAUCAGACAAAUUCAAAUUCAGAACGGUCGUGGUAUUGUAUCAUUGGAUGGUUAUGUGUCUAUUUACUUUAGAAGGCCGUGUUGUCAAUGCAAAACCGGAUUUCAGCUACGAACCACAACCAUACCUCAGUAUUAAAGAAGGCUCAUCAGUUUCAAUGGCAUGUCUUUUAAAUAAGGAAGCAGCAGACUCGUUUAAAGUCGUCUGGACGAAGGACUCUUAUUACAUCGAAAAUCAAAAUCGUUUCUCUGUAAGUAAAGUUAACGAUCGACAGUAUACAUUACAAAUUGAUCCUGUAAAGAGAGAAGAUGAAGGAAUAUACAAAUGCGUUGGUAAUAAGGAAAAUGGUACAUUGUAUGAUACUAUAUUCACAUCUGGAUGUCAGUUGCUUGUGAUAAAAAUUCCUGGUCCUCAAUAUCCAGAAGUAUGUCUCUCACAGACUCGGUACAAUAUCGGACAAAAUAUCAUUGCUUAUUGUAUUAGUGAACGUGUCGACACUCCGUCAAAUUUAACCUGGGUUAAUAGUCCAGACGUAGGUAUAAUUGAGCCAAUUGAAAAUAGUUCUUAUGUCGGUGUAAAGAUUCGCUUUAAGGCUGUCGAGAAAGUGAAUCAAACUACGAUUCUCUGCAAAAUGACUGUAGAUGGUGUUGCUGUACCGAGGUUUAAACGUUCUAUGCCGAUCGUUGUCAAUCCUAUUCUACAAAAAGUUGUCACUAGUUUUGAAAGCGCAUCCAUCAGUGCAGUUGUACUCACAAACAGUUUAUAUAGUAGAGUACCGGUAAUUGAAGACACAAUUCCUUCAAAUGCAGACGGAAUUGAAUACAUGUCCUUAAUAAAAAUGUUUACAUGUUUACUUGUGUUUUCGAUACUAUAGCCAAAUAAAAACAAUAUUGAUUGUUAAUACUUAUAAUAUUUCCAUUUUUAGCCUUUUUGUAGCGUAGAAUAUUGCGUGUCCAUACAUGAAAAGCUAUGUUAAGCAGCGUGUCAUUUCCUGGUCGGUUUUACAAAACUUAGUGGAACUGGUCUAAGGUGAUGGGCCAGUCUAAUACAACAAUAAUACAUGGUUAUUAGACUCUUCUUUAAAAAUAAUGUCCAAUCAACACAUUUUUAGAUAAUUUUCAUCAUUUUACAUUCUAGAAGUAAAAGUGCUAGCGCAUCGGUUGUAGCUUGGACUCCCAACCUCGGGGGUUCGAAACUCUCGCUGUGCAAAUCGCUUGUGUCCUUGGGCAAAGCACUUUAUCUACGGUUGCCUCUCUCCAUCCAGGAGUACAAGUGGGUACCUGGUAGGU
Molecule: messenger RNA, 1807 nt
Organism: Anneissia japonica
Lineage: Eukaryota; Metazoa; Echinodermata; Crinoidea; Comatulida; Comatulidae
Product: neuronal cell adhesion molecule-like
Exons: 5
Coding region: 472-1392 (306 amino acids)
Source: RefSeq, a predicted model, not a curated record